Messenger RNA from Adineta ricciae, 1788 nucleotides. The record is from the annotation of a GenBank genome assembly. NCBI's taxonomy places the organism in Eukaryota, Metazoa, Rotifera, Eurotatoria, Adinetida, Adinetidae.
AUGGAUCAAAACAAUCAUUUUUCACCUCCAAUGAUAUCGGUUGAAAUUACUGAUGUGGAACAUGCUCUUAUUUUGAUGAUGCGAUCUAUGAGCUUAGAUCAAAUAAUAUGUGUUAUGAUGUUGAAUAACUUUUUACCAAAGGAAUUACCUAACAAAUUCAAUCAUAUUGUAAAUAUAAUUAAUUUAUAUUUUAUGAAAUGUUAUGAAAUCCAUACGAUUAAAACAUUGAUUGAAUUCAUUUCUACACAUUCAGUGUAUAGUCAACUGUUCCAACAACAUUCAUUAAGCGAUAUGAUGCAAAAAUAUAAAGUAAAUAAUAUCGCUGAAUCGGAAGGUGUGAAUGAGUUAUAUUUGAAACCAUAUACAACAGAGUGUAUUCGAUGUAAAAAACAAUUAAAGGCAACGUUUUCUCAUCGAUCAAAGACUAUUAUGUCGCUUGCACGGACGUACAAGGCACUUGUCAGUACUUGCGUUUGCCAAGAUUGUAACAUUCGAAUAUUUCCUAAUUUUUACAUUGAUAACAAUAAGAAAAUUUUCACGGUUGAGUCAAUCAAAAAUGAUCAAUACGUUUAUUUAAAUGGAAAUCAAAUUUUCGAACAAAACCUACUAAUCGAUUUUGAUCACCAACUAAUCCAGAAUACUGUCUCAUUUGAGGGAUACACCAAUGCAUAUAAUGCGAAAAUCAAAAUGAUUUUAGAAAGACAAAAUGGUCAGCGUAGCAUGACAUAUCUUAAUGAAAAAAAUUUUCAAAUGACUUGGCUAUUGGUUAAUAUUGUUAAAUUUUCUUUUAUGACUACCAAUGACAAAUCUAUUGCUAUACCAAUGUCUGUCCGUGACGUUGACGAAUGCAAUGACUAUUUUUUAAUGAUCAAGUCUGAUCUUUAUGAAAAAUUUGUUAAGUUUUGGACGAGACACCAACGAUUCACAAAAACAUGCGAUCCUGCAACGUGCUCAAGAGUAUUUAUUGUGGAUGGUCAUCAAAAAGCUAAUCGACUCAUUUGUCAACACAAAGACAUAUUUGAUAAUACUAUACCUGAACUUGGUCCAGUGCAAAUGGGAUGCCUUUAUUCUCCCCUGAGAAAAGCUUCUAAUAUUGAUCACAGAUUCUGUCAACAUCAUCAACCGUCGAAAGUGCUAUCAAGUGCAAUGUGCCAUAUGAUUCAUGAGAAUAGAGAAACUGAUCUAGAUAAAUUAGCACUAGCUCAGUUCAUUGAUAAAGAUGGUCGUUUUAAUGAUGAAUUGUGUAAUGUGUUCAGAUCUGGGAUUAAUAACAAAUCAAAGAUAAGUUCAUAUGGAUUUCUAGCUACUUUCUUAAACUGUUCGGUUAUUGUUGGAUUCACAGAACAACCAUGUGCUGAGGGAAUGAGGCGGGUUCUUCAUCAUGUAUUAACCAUUAUGCGAUUCGGCCCAUUACCUGCAGCAAUGUGUUAUGAUUGCGCAUGCACGCUGAAGCUCUUUGUUGAUAAACACUUCGGGUCAGACAAUUUGAAAUCGACGAAUUUUACUGCAUUUCUUCCGUCAUUGCCUAUGGCGAUUGACAGAUUUCAUGUCAAAAAUCACAAAAGAGCAAUGUGCAAAACAAUAAUGCGGCCUGAUCAUGAGUGCCAUAAGGGUGUAUACAAUGCUAUCAACACACAAGUUGCUGAGCAAGGUUUUUCUUAUUUGUCUAAGUUCAAAAACUCGUUUAGAGGAUACAACUAUCCAAAGUCAACAAUAUUUUUUACGAUUCUUUUUCACCUUAAAAAUUGUGCCGUAACUGGUAUUAGUUCAUUUGAACAAUCAGUAUAG